CGGGGCCUGUGAGCAAACAGCGGAGGAUUCAAAGUGAAAAUGGCCGCGGGGAAACAAGUCGAGGAAAACAGCCAAAACAAAAGAGGUACAGUGUCCAGCAUGGUGAUCAAUCACGAGGAAUCACCGGGCGACUCUCGAGCGGGACGACCACCAGUCAUCUUCAAUCCAGACUUCUUUGUGGAGAAGCUCCGCCACGAGAGCCCGGAGGUUUUCCUGGAGGUGGUGCUCAGUAACAUCACUCGCCUCAUCGACCUUCCUGGGACCGAGUUCUCACAGCUCCUGGGCGAGGAGAGUCCCAAGACCCCGACGGGGGGAAACGGAGGCUUCUUCCGUUCUUUCAACUUCCUCAAACGCAAAGAUAAGGACGUUGUGUUUGGAACCCCGUUGACAGAAAGCUGCAUCGCUCAGAUCUACCAGCUCAUUGAGUACCUCAGCAAAAACCUGCAUGUGGAGGGUCUGUUCCGGGUGCCGGGGAACAGCGUGCGGCAGCAGACCCUGAAGGAGCUUCUCAACAGCGGCGCCGAUGUCGACCUGGCGUCUGGAGACUUUCACCCCAACGACGUGGCCACGCUGCUCAAGACCUUCCUGGGAGAGCUGCCCGAGCCACUGCUCACACACCGACACUUCCAUGCACACCUUAAGAUAGCUGAUAUGACUCUGUUUGACGAGCAAGGCAACAAGACUGUGGUGCCCAACAAGGAGCGUCAGAUCGAGGCCCUGCAGCUUCUCUUCCUGCUGUUGCCUCAGGCCAACCGCUCGCUGCUCAAACUGCUGCUGGACCUGCUUUACUACACAGCCAAGCAGCAGGACAAGAACAAGAUGUCCGCCUUCAACCUGGCCCUCAUGUUCGCUCCGCACGUCCUGUGGCCCAGACACAUGACGGCCGGUGACCUGAAAGACAACCUGAAGAAACUGAACAACAGCAUGGCGUUCCUCAUCAAACACUCACAGAAACUCUUCAGGGCUCCAGCUUACCUGCGGGAAUAUGCCAGAGUGCACUUCGCUGGGACCAAGGCUCUGCAGGCCAAGGAAGAUCUGGAGCUGCUGGCGGCGAGGAGCUCUCCGGCCCAGCGUGCCGUGUUGCCCCUGAAGAGGACGGCUGCUCUGGGCCCCAGCGCUCCGGAGCCGUGCCAGUCCCCAGCUCAGCAGUACACCGAGGAGGCCCUGAAGGACCUCUUCAGACACGUCCACCACAACAUGCCGGACUCCGCCAAGAAGAAGAAACUCGUCCGACAGUUGGUCAAACAGACGACGUCAGGGUCGCCGACCAACGAGCACCAGCAGGCGCCCCCAGCUCCCAGCAAGAAACAUCCCCGCUCACGGUCGUUCGGGGGCCUCAUCAAGCGCAAAGCCCGAGCGGAGCAGCUGACAGCAGACAGGCGGGUCCGACACAUCUCCCCCGACUCCUUCAACAGGGCUGGAAGGAAAGCUGGUAAAGAGAACGUCAUCCUCCAAGGGGUGAACAGUCCAUUAACUGGUCCUGUGCUGGGGAAGGUGGGACUGGUGGUGAAAAACCCAGACUUUACUUUUACAGAGAACAAGGCUCUGAAGGUUUCCAAGCAGGCCUCCCCCGCCGUGACCAGGAUGUGUUUCUCUCCUGCUCAGGAGAUCUCUGUGUGACACCCGACACCUUCCUCUCAUCUCAGACCGGAUUUGGGCCGUAUUAGUAUAAUUAACCCUCAUCUUGUGUCAUUGUGUUUUCAUUGUAGUGAGUCUGAUAUAACUGUGAGUAAUAUUCAGCAGAUUUAAGCCAGAGCAGCUGAACCAAAGUCUGGGUUCACUUUACCACUGAACAUGGGUCAGGAUGUGACUUAACUGGUACCAGCAGCUUUUAUUCUACAUGCUGUUGAUCGAAGGAUGGUGAAGAAAAUUCAUGUUUUAUAGUUUUUAAUGUUUUUUAUUAUUGUCUUUAGAUGCUACAGACGUUAAUAUUCUUUUAAAUAAUUUAAAUUUUAGACCACACAGUGAACUUCUGAUGGAGAUCCAGCACUUUGAGAAUCAGUCUGACGUUAUUUCAAAUCAAUUAAGACAUUAUUUUUAGGCAUUUUGUUUUUAAUUUGGAAAUCAGAUGUGAUGAGAUUAGUUGUAGAUCUGGACCAUAAACCCAAUACUGAGAAUCACAAUAAUAUUUCAACAAGUGUAAUGACGACCAAAAGGUUUGUUGCUGCGACGGGAGGAAAAAGAAAAAUGGAUGAAUAUCGUGUUACAGCACGAAAAGUUUAUUGUUCUAACAAGAUGUUCUUCACGUUUUACCUGUUAUAACAGUUUAUUUUAACAUUAUUAACACAUUCAAACUCAUCAAAUGUUAAAUUAUAGUUCUGCUGCUAUAACAUGAUGCGUUUGCCUGUUUUAAUAAUCCUCUUGAUUUGACGAUAAACUUCUCACACUGACACUGAUCCAGUCAGCAACGAUUCACCUGAAGCAGCUUCUUCACUUUGGUUCUGCGUCUCUGGCUCGAAGCUGCUUGUGCCAGUCGUCACUCGAAACCCUUUUUAUUUGCUGCUGUCUCAGAAUCAGCGGCCUGUAGUUAGCGGAGCUCACAGUUUGCUGUAGCAUGUAGAAUAUGUACAUAUGUGUGUGUGUGUGUGUGUGUGUGUGUGUGAUGUGCAUGUUCUGAAAGUUUUUACACUUUAUUCUUAUUGGGAACUGUGAUGAGCGCUUUGGGUACGACACUUGGGUGAAAGAUGUCUUGGGAUUGUGCUGCUGAUCUGGAAUCAGCUGGAUUUAAAUUUUUCAAACAUCUCCUCCUCCUGAUAUGAAAAACAAUAAUUAAUAAUCAUCGUAACGACUCCCGCGGACUGGGAUCCCUGCGAAUCUGUCAAAUAUGAAACUUUCCCAGAAUAUCUCCAGGAGCUUUUUUAUUUUAUUUUGUGUUUUUUUUUUUUUUUUAACUGCAGCUGGUGACGGAGGAGUCAUUUGUCUUAAUUUGGACAAAAGUGCUUGAGGGUUUUUGUUUCUGUUGAAAUGAAAGGAUUUUUUUUGGUAUGUUUUUACAUUGGUGGAAAUGAGCAGCAAUCUGUUACAGAGAGGAAGAUGCUUGGCGUGUGUGUGUGUGUGUGUGUGUGUGUGUGUGUGUGUGUGUGUGUGUGUGUGUGUGUGUGUGUGUGUGUGUGUGUGUGUGUGUGUGUGUGUGUGUGUGUGCUGUAUCGAAGGUUGAUUGUGUUACGAAGAAGAGGCGCGAGUCUGAGAGAAGUAAGAAAGGAUCGUAAUGUGAUUGGACGGCGUCACCUGGUUGUUUUAUUUAACACGUCAUGUGUGUGGUGAUAAAACAUGCGACUGUUACAGAUUUUGAUUUCAUGUGUUUCACCUCGAACAGUGUUUUUAAGGAUUGUGUGAUGAAAGGGACAUUAAGUCAUUUACAGGAUGAAUCUCUGAGUUCUGGAGAGAGAUGAUGUUUCUCCCCCAAAACUACAAAAUAAGAGCGUCUAUAAGGAAUUAACCCAAACAGCUGUCCAAUUAGUUGAGUAAAGGAUCAAUUUGGAAUAUUUUCUCAUAUUUUUGCACUAUUGAGCAUUAACGGUUUACAUGGCAGCGGAGGAAAAAGUUAAUCUCAAACGAUGAGCAAACCAUUGCAACUUUCAUCUGCAGAAUAAAUCUGUUGUCUAACACCAGGAAACUUAUUUUGUUCUUUUUGUAUUUGCAGAAACUAAAAUUGUUUCUUAAUGUCCCUUUUUAAACAUUUUGAACUAUAUAAUUAAUUGUUUUUAAAUGUAUUGUUCUCAGAUCCUCGACUUCACUGUUCAUGGUUUGACUUAAACUGAUGUCUGCUCAGUUUGUUGUAUCGUCAGGACGGAUGCACCAGUUCCACGUUUUCAGCACCAGAGAAAUACUUUUGUUUUUUAUUUUCAGCCUUUUCCUAAACACUCCAGAGCCGGUGGGCGUCCACUGCCUUGCUCAGUGGCGCCUCAGCAACAUCCUGCUGAACCCAGACCAGCUCUGUGUUCAGUAGGUUUUUUUUUAUAAACUUUAAAAAGUGGUUCUUGGUUCUAAUUGUAUGUUUGUUUGGAAAUGUGUCUGUGCUGCUGAGUCUGUGUCUGGUGCAUCCUGCUGUUGAAGGUUUUGUGGAUGUUGUAUCGAUGGGUUUGUGAAAGUGACGAAGCUGUUGCACGUGGCUGAAACGUCAGCUACAGAUAAACACUAGAGAUUGACUUCAUUUCUGUUUUGACUGAAUUCAUCUCGGAGGAGAAACGAGCUUUUGAACUGAGACGUCUCCAUGACGUCGUUUCCUCUUCUGACGAUUUCUCCUCCUCAUUUUUCGGUUCUCUGCAGUUUUACGAGCCAGUUUUAAGGGAAGGUCAAAUUGUUUUCUCUUGUAUUUAUUCCUCUUACAACUUUAAAUAUUUAAAAAUAACACAGAGUUUGCAUGUCGGUGGUAUUUACUAAAAAAACCCUGCAAGACUUAAGUGACACUGUUUUUUCUUUUUGAGUCAUUCUCUCCACUGUUUCCCUGGAACUGUUCUAUCGGUGUCUUUAACAUAAAUGUGAAACAGGAAGUUCCUCUGCUCGUUGUGCAUUGUCUCCGAGUUCCUCUGCACGCUGUGAAAAUCAAGACCCACACGAAAGGAAGCUGAACAUUUGUAAAUUUAAAACCUUCCCUGACCAGCGUCUGAUCUGUUUGUUCAUCGGGACAAUAAGAUGUUGAAAUGUCAGUUUGACUUUUUAUUGUCUCGAUUUGAACUGAGACUUCUCAUUGUCCCUCACGUCCUGAUGAAGUCAUGUCAGUGACUGUUGGGCCGUGUGGUUUAAACUGUGGUAACCUGUUUUGUUUGUUUUUAUUUUUUUUAGUGUAAAAUAAUUUAACCCUGUAAAUUGGAUUCCUUGGCGAAUGGUCCGCUUUGGAUUAAACCUUUUUUUUUUAUGUUUA
Molecule: messenger RNA, 4864 nt
Organism: Hippoglossus stenolepis (Pacific halibut)
Lineage: Eukaryota; Metazoa; Chordata; Actinopteri; Pleuronectiformes; Pleuronectidae
Gene: arhgap19
Product: Rho GTPase activating protein 19
Exons: 12
Coding region: 40-1620 (526 amino acids)
Biological process (GO): regulation of small GTPase mediated signal transduction; signal transduction
Cellular component (GO): cytoplasm
Molecular function (GO): GTPase activator activity
Source: RefSeq, a predicted model, not a curated record